AUGCCACGACGUAAAAAUCGAAAAACUCGGAUUGACCCGCAACAGUCAACAGUCAACAACAACAGUGAGCUUACAGAUACGACAUCUAAUUCUAUACCCUCAUCAUCAACAAAUGAAUCUCAAGCAUCCCUGCCAUCGCAUACGUCUGCUGCACCUAAACAAUCUUGUGAUCUUCAAGUACCACUUCCACCUGAAGCAUUGGCUGUGCUAACUUCGGCUUCAAGUGCUCGAGUACAGCCUCCAUCUGAGGCGUCUGCUGCUCCAAAGUCUGCUUGGGGUGCUCGAGUACAACCUCCAUCUGAGGCAUCUACUGUGCCAAGUUCGGCUUCAAAUGCUCGAGUACCACCUCCACUUGGAGUAUCUGCUGUGCCAAAGUCUGUUUGGGGUGAUCGAGUACCACCUACAUCUGAACCACCUAUUGUGCCAACUUCUGCUUCUAUUGCUAGUGAACCAUCCCCACCUGAGGCGUCUGCUGUUCCAAAAUCUGCUUGGGGUGCUCGAGUACAACCUCCAUCUGAGGCAUCUGCUGUGCCGAAAUCAGCUUGGAGUCAUUCAUCUCGAAGUUUUCAUCCAAAAGAACGCUCUUCUAGUGCGCUACCAACGAUGAACGAGUCGAUGAGAAAUUUGUCUGUGAACAAAACUACUACUUUGUCGAGAGAACCUCGUUCUGAAAGUGUUCUUCCAAUGAAGCGUCGUCGAUUAUUAUGCUCUGCAGUACCCGACACAGCUGUAUUAUGUCCAAUUCGCCGUCCCGAUGAUGGUGGCUCGAGUGGUACAGCAAUAUCGGUGUACACUAAUCACUUUCGUGUUGAUAUUGAUGAUGCGACUAUCAAUCAGUAUGAUAUCGACAUCGUGAUAGUUGAUUCCAAUGGUAAAUCACGUCCAGCACGCAAAGAUGACCGUUGGGAAACGAUGCAACGUAUUGCCAAAGAAAAGAAGAAUUUCCCGCUUGCAUGGUAUGAUGAUGGAAAAACAUUGUACACUCGAGCGUUGUUGCCUGAUUUAACAAAACCUAUUGAAAUUAAGAUGAAGAAAGGCGAUGAAGUAAAAACAUUCCAAUUGAACAUCAAAAAUCUUGUACGACAAGACAAGAUUCAAAACAUCUUUGAUUUUAUUCAAAAGAACAUCACGAUUCGACCACGUGAAACAAUUCGAAUCAUUGAGACGCUUUUCAAACAACGUGCUCGCAACGAUCUUGUCUGUGUUCGAAAUCAAUUUUACAAUAGAAAUCAAAUUCUUGAUGAUCUCCAGGAUGGCCGUGGAAUGGCAAAAGGUUUCUAUCAAGCUUUAUUUCUUACACGGUGUGGACCAACUCUGAAUGUCAAUUUAACAUUCACAUGCUUUUAUAUGCCAUUGAACUUUGUUGACUUCGCUCGCAAAUAUCUACGAAAAGAUAUAACUGCGAAUUUUACCGAAUACGAAGCAAAAAUAUUCAAAAAACUUAUUCGAGAUCUACUCAUUGAAACAGAACACACAGGUCGUACGAUUCGCUAUAAAUUCCGUGGUUUUGGUCGUCCUGCCAAUCAACUGAUGUUCGCUCGUGGAAGAGUUGAUGAAGAAUCAGCAGAUGCAGGUAUCCCAGAACAGAUCAGUGUAGCCGAUUAUUUCGAGCAACAAUACAAAAGAAAACUCGUCUAUCCACAUUUACCUUGUAUUGAUGCCACAAACGGUAUUAACAAGAGAGCAAACUGGCUACCAAUGGAACUGGUUAAGUUGGUCGAAUGGCAACGUUCUUUAAAACCAUUAGAUGCAACACAACGAGCUCGCGUUUCGAGCAAAUCCAUUAUUAAACCAUUGGAACGCUACAAUCAAAUUAUGAAUAUUAUGCAAGGACGUGAUUUUGAAACGGAUGUUCAUCUAAAAGACUUAAAUAUUCGUGUACACAAAAACGAAAUGCUCCAACUAAAAGCACGAAUUAUUGCACCUCCCGAUAUUCGAUAUCGUCAUCGUCAAGAUAAAGGAGAAGUGAUUGAACAUGUCGAUGUUGGUAAAUGGCGAAUUAGCAAUCGGUUUUAUACAACACCCGAAAUUAAUAAUUGCGGUAUCAUCUACUUUGGUCAUACGCCUGAUCAAGAAGUCAAUGGCAUUCUCAAUAAAUUCAGUUCUCAAUUGCCAGAGUUACUGAAACACAAAGGAAUUAUAAUUAGAACAAAAUUAACUCCCAUAAUUAAAACGGCUACAAAAGAAGAUAUUGAAAACACUUUGACCGACGCUAGUCAAAAACAUUGGCAAUUAGCCAUUGUUAUUCUCAAUUCUAAUUCGGAUCAAGUACAUGAUUAUGUUAAACAAUUAGGCAAUCAAAAGUUAGGUUUAAGAACGCAGUGUGUCGACAUGCAAGCGUUGAGGAGCAACAUAAAUAAACUACAUAUGUAUGUCGAUAAUCUUAGUCAGAAGAUCAACGGAAAACUAGGUGGCAUCAAUAGUGUUGUCAAUACUAAAUUGGCUCUAAGUCAUUCUUCCAGAGAAGAUAUUUUCAUGUUCUUUGGAGCGGACGUAACUCAUUCGACUUGCUCAACAGAUCGUCCGUCAAUAGCAGCAGUAGUUGCCUCACGGGAUCCAACAAAUACUCUUUAUGCUGCUCGAAUUUGUGAACAAUAUCCGAAAAAGGGUCGUUGUUCAGUGGAAAUUAUUAAAGAAUUGGAUCGAAUGGUUGCUGAUUUGCUUCAAGUAUUUGCUCGUACAUGUGGUGGUCGUCUCCCAAAUAAAAUCGUCUUCUAUCGAGAUGGUGUAGACGAAGGACAAUAUCAGAAAGUACUCGACAAUGAAGUGAAUAAAAUUAAGAACGCUUGCCGAAUUGUGUAUGGUGAUCGGCCAUUACCAAAAUUAACUUUUAUUGUCGUAAAGAAACGUCAUAAUACGCGUUUCUUUCUAUACGAUGGCAAACAGACGAUGAACGUUCAAGCGGGUACCGUGGUUGACCAAGAUAUUACUCAUCCCUUUCAAUUCGAUUUCUAUCUCUGCUCUCAAGCAGCAAUAAUGGGCACAUCACGACCUACUCUCUAUCAUGUUCUUCAUGAUGAUAUUGGUUUUAGCAGCGACGAUGUUCAACGAUUAACCUAUUGGUUAUGUCAUACGGAUAUGCGUUGUACUAAAUCAGUCUCGAUUCCAGCACCUGUUCACUAUGCUCAUCUAGCUGCCUUUGGAUCGCGUGCGUUAAACUUUGACGAUGAUCGUACGACAGACAAUGUUGAUGAUGAUGAUGGGGAUGACGAACAACUUGAAAAUUAUUCAAUCGAUGAUAUUCAAACCAAAUUAAUGGUUCUUGAUCCAAAAGUUGCCGAUGAUAUGUGGUUCAUAUAA
Messenger RNA from Rotaria socialis, 3300 nucleotides. The record is from the annotation of a GenBank genome assembly. Lineage: Eukaryota; Metazoa; Rotifera; Eurotatoria; Philodinida; Philodinidae.